Lathyrus sativus (Indian pea) is the source of this 663-nucleotide messenger RNA. Lineage: Eukaryota; Viridiplantae; Streptophyta; Magnoliopsida; Fabales; Fabaceae. The record is from the annotation of a GenBank genome assembly.
AUGGAAAAGGACAAUGUUGUUUUGUUGGAUUUUUGGCCAAGCUCAUAUGGAAUGAGAGUGAAAAUCGCUUUGGAGGAGAAGAGAGUCUUAUAUGAGUGUAGACAAGAAGAUUUUCAAGAUAAAAGCUCUCUUCUUUUAGAGAUGAACCCGGCUUACAAAAUGAUUCCGGUUUUGAUUCAUAAUGGAAAACCCCUAUGUGAAUCACUCAACAUUGUUGAGUACAUUGAUGACGCUUGGAAUCACAAACCUUCUCUUUUGUCCUCUGAUCCUUACAAGCGGUCUCAAGCCAAAUUUUGGGGAGAUUACAUUGACAAACAUAUAUACAACAUUGGAAAGAAGGUAUGGACAGGAAAGGGGAAAGAACAAGAAGAGGGUAAAAAGAAGUUUAUAGAAUGUUUGAAGACUUUAGAAGGUGAGCUUGGAGAGAAGCCAUAUUUUGGUGGAGAUGACUUUGGAUAUGUUGAUGUGGCUCUUGUUCCCUUCACAAGUUGGUUUUAUACAUAUGAGACUUAUGGAAAACUAAGCAUAGAGGAAGAGUGUCCUAAGCUUGUGGCUUGGGCCAAAAGGUGUAUGGAAAAAGAGAGUGUGGCAAAGUCACUCCCUAACCCUCACAAAAUACAUGGUUUUGCAAUGCAAUAUAAACAAAAUCAUGGACUUGAUUAG